AUGUUCAUUGGCGAUGCCGACUACUAUUCUGGCGAAACGUCUGGGAAUCACACUUACGAUUGCGCUCUUUUAGCCGCGGGUUCUGUGCUGGCAGUCGUCGAUGAGGUCUUAUCUGGUCGAGUAAGUUGCCCCAUCGCGCCUGGUAUAUUUUCUUGCUCGUGUACUCUGGAUUUACCUGCUCUUAAAUUGGCCCAGGUGAGAAUAUUUGCUAUCAUUGUUACUCCUAACCAAUGA
Messenger RNA from Protopolystoma xenopodis, 234 nucleotides. Lineage: Eukaryota; Metazoa; Platyhelminthes; Monogenea; Polystomatidea; Polystomatidae. The record is from the annotation of a GenBank genome assembly.